Sitophilus oryzae (rice weevil) is the source of this 2228-nucleotide messenger RNA. RefSeq names its product ATP-sensitive inward rectifier potassium channel 12-like. Gene Ontology annotation, biological process: regulation of monoatomic ion transmembrane transport; potassium ion import across plasma membrane. The transcript has 8 exons. Lineage: Eukaryota; Metazoa; Arthropoda; Insecta; Coleoptera; Curculionidae. Bases 552 to 2084 code for a protein of 510 amino acids. Gene Ontology annotation, molecular function: inward rectifier potassium channel activity. Gene Ontology annotation, cellular component: plasma membrane. The record is from RefSeq and is a predicted model, not a curated record.
UAAAGUGACUCACGGAUUAUAACAUUUUUUCUACAUAACUUAGUACGUGUCGAUAUCGUGUUACCAAAAGUGAGAAAACAAUUAUACAGUUUAUUAAUUAAUAUAUAAUAUUAGAUUCACUAUUCUAUAACUCGAAUUGUCAUUGACGAUAUACAAUUUUUGUAAUUUGUAAAUAAAUAUUCGCGUAACAGUAUAGUUAUUUUUCGGAAACUUUUAACUAGAAAAAGGACUGAAUAGAGGUUAAUUGAGCAAUGAAACAAUAAAAAAUGUGAGUGACAAAGCAUUAGACGUAAAUAAAUAACUACUUUUACAAAGAAUGUAUUACAACUAUAAUACUUAAGCGGAAUAAUCAAGUGGCCUUUCUGAGUUUCCUAGUGAAAAGUGACAAAUAAAGUGUUCCUUACAGAAACAGUGUUUGACUUACUGCGAGAUGGGUAAUCCAUUGACCUAGACCUUGUUUUAAGUGAUGAUGCAUGGAAUCGUAUAGUACGGAAACAUGAUAGAUGACACGACCUCUGCACAUCAUCGCCAGAACUCACUCGACUUAAAUCAUGCCGAGAAAACUGUUUCGCAUCAGCAGCAUCCAGGAGGAAGAAGAGGACAUGGGUCCGUACGAGAACCUCACCACGCUUCCAUCGAACCAUCUAGAUAAUCCUGUGGUAUCGAGGAACGGCAGAACAUCUGAUAUUUUUGCCAGGUUCCAGAUCGGAUCCAGUUGCGUGGAUAUACCAGCUACCUGUGUUGAUAAUGGUAAUGUACAGGGUGGUUUACGAUCAGUGGGCACCGAAGCUAGCUUGAAGACCGUUUCGACCAGUAACAGUUUGGCAGGGUACGAAGUGAGCUUCACGAGGCACGAAGGAUCUCGGGCAUGCGAAUGUUUCAGAAAGUCCUUCAGGUGCAACGCCACGAGGAAAUUGCGGCGCAGGGCCGUGUUCAAAAAUGGAGACUGCAACAUUCUCCACUCCAGAAUCUCGAAACGCGGACUGCGAUAUUUACAGGAUAUUUUUACUACUCUCGUCGAUUCUCAAUGGAGAUGGACGCUCACUAUUUUUGCCAUAGGAUUCUUAGGUUCCUGGUUGAUAUUCGCUUUGAUCUGGUGGCUAAUAGCCUUUACCCAUGGCGAUCUAGAGCCCGAUCAUUUGCCCGAAAACCAGGCUGAUUCGAGCUGGACCCCUUGUGUCCUAGGCAUUCAAGGUUUUACCUCUUGUUUCCUGUUUUCCAUUGAAACACAGCACACGAUUGGUUAUGGUGCCCGAACUACGACUGAAGAAUGUCCUGAGGCCAUCUUCAUUAUGUGCUUGCAGAGUAUCGCUGGAAUGAUUAUUCAAGCUUUCAUGGUGGGUAUAGUUUUCGCCAAAAUGACCCGUCCUAAAUUGAGAACACAAACACUGCAGUUCUCUAAAAAUGCCGUUAUAUGCCAAAGAGAUGGCCAACUGUGCCUUAUGUUCAGAGUGGGUGAUAUGAGGAAGAGUCACAUCAUAGGUGCGAGCAUUCGAGCUCAGCUCAUUAAGUCUAAGCUGACCAAAGAAGGCGAGUUGCUGACCAACUUCCAAACCGAACUAAAUGUCACUGCGGAUGGUUGUGAUGGUAACUUGUUCUUUAUUUGGCCUAUGACCAUAGUUCACAAAAUUGACGAAGAAUCUCCGUUCUAUCAUUUAUCAGCUAGUGACUUAUUGCAAGAGAAAUUUGAAAUAGUUGUUAUACUAGAAGGAACAAUUGAAAGUACUGGUCAAACCACUCAAGCUCGGUCCAGUUUCCUGGCUAGCGAGGUUCUGUGGGGACACAGAUUUGAACCAGUAGUGUCUUAUAACAAGGAGAGGCAGGGCUACGAAGUGAACUAUUCCCGAUUCGAUAAUACGGUGGCCGUGGAUACACCAUUAUGUUCUGGUGCCGAACUAUCUGAGUUUUAUCAGGUCAAAGAUGGUCCAGAUUCCGAGAAACGCCCAAUAUCACCGAACAAUCAGGAAUUUGUGCUGAAGUCUCCACCAAAGUCUUCGUCUAAGGCUUCUAUAUAUGGACACAAAGAUAUUCCAGACAUUGACGAUACUAGCGAAACUAGACCGUUUCCAACUGACGAUGUAUAGAUACCUAUACUAUUUUAUUUAUAUUUUCAGUAUUAUACAGUGUGACAAAAUUAGUGUGCUUUUAAAACGAAUUUUAUUGCAUAAUGUUGUUCGAUAUAUUUUUUAGUAAAUAUAAUUUAAUAAAAUACUGUUAUUACGAGUUUA